AUGAUCACCGGCCCUACCGCCUCCCCCGGCAAUGGCGUGGUUGGGCCCUACUCAGGCAACAGCCUGGCCCUGCGCAUCGUCAUCGCUACCAUGGCCGCUCUAUCCUGGUAUAACGCCAUCGAACUGGUUAUUCUCGUCUUUGUGACCUUUUCCCAGUUUCGCGGUCCCUACUUCUGGUCUCUUCUGAUCUCCGCUCUCGGUCUGAUUCCCUACUCGGCCGGCUUUCUGCUCAAAUACUUCGCUCUCACGUCCGCUACCGCCCUCUCCAUCACCCUCAUCACCAUCGGCUGGUACGCCAUGGUGACCGGCCAAUCCGUGGUGCUCUACUCGCGCCUGCAUCUCGUCCUCCCCAACCCCAAAGUCCUCCGCCACGUCCUCACCAUGAUCAUCGUGGACGCCUUCCUCCUACACAUCCCCACCUCCGUGCUCACCUACUGCUCCAACCUCUCCUCCCACCCAGCCAUCUUCAUCUCCGGCUACAACAUCAUGGAAAAGAUCCAAAUGACCGGCUUCUGUCUGCAAGAAUUCAUCCUCUCCGUCCUCUACAUCUGGGAAACCAUCCGCAUGCUCCGCCUCGAUCCCGACCGCGGCAAACGCAAAAUUAUGUACCAGCUCGUCGCCAUCAACCUGAUCAUCAUCGCUCUGGAUUUGGGACUUCUCGUCAUCGAAUACCGCGACCUCUACAUCCUCGAAACCAUGAUCAAACCCGUCAUCUACAGCGUCAAACUCAAACUCGAAUUCGCCGUCCUCGGUAAACUCGUCCUUCUUGUCCGCAGCGCUCACAACCUUACCUGGAAGCCGGAUUCACCGCUGUAUGCUGCCGCCUCGCCUGUCACUAUCCCGCCGCAGAUCCCGUGCCGCAACGGCGACAUCAUUAACGGCAAUUUCAACAAUAACAGUGACUUGCCCGACUUCGUCGAUGCCACGCGCGUCCCCUCAGAUCUCAACCACGCCGCGGCCGGCGCCGCACCCCGUCGACGGCCCCCGCCCCGCAUGGACUCGGAGGAACUCUCCAUCGCCAUGUUCGAGCACUCCGAGAGCGGUGGUGCGGGGACGGACAAUAUCCUGAAAAGUGGGAUUGGUCGAGAUCGAAGUUUAGACCGAGAUCAUGGCCAUAGUCUGGAUCUCCCGCCCACGGGACACUCAAAUGGCUCGCAAUCGUGGAGUGGGGAGACGCAGACAAAUAACUCCGCCACGGAGCGGGAAUUAAGUCCGUUGGACUUUACCAAGCCGUUCGGAAGGCAGGAUAGUAGGAGUAGUUUCUAA
Messenger RNA from Aspergillus luchuensis, 1266 nucleotides. RefSeq lists its product as uncharacterized. The coding region runs from base 1 to 1266 and encodes 421 amino acids. NCBI's taxonomy places the organism in Eukaryota, Fungi, Ascomycota, Eurotiomycetes, Eurotiales, Aspergillaceae. The transcript has a single exon. The record is from RefSeq and is a predicted model, not a curated record.